AUGUCUGUCGAAACAAUCGUUCUCACUGGCUCCACUGGCUUUUGCGGCUUCGCCAUCCUUCAAGAAGCACUUCAGUUUGACUACAACAUCCGCCUCGUAGUCCGCAGCGAAGCAAAAGCAGAAAUCCUUCGCAACAAUCCCUGCUUCAAGUCUUUGACCCGCAAAACACCCCUACGAUGCAGUUUUCACAUCAUCCCUGACCUCGGUGUUUCUGGCGCUCUGGAUGAAGUCACAAAGGGAGCUGAUUACAUCAUUCAUGCUGCUUCGCCAUUGCCAUUUUCGAAUCUUGCACUCACUGCUGAGCAGCAGUAUAAGGAGAUGGUGGAGCCGGCCAUCAACAACACUCUGAGGGCUUUGGAGUCUGCGGAAAAGAGUGGCAGUGUGAAGAGAGUGGUGGUCACUUCUUCGUGCGCUAUCUUUAUCUCUCCGGAACUGCUGGGUGGGCCGGUAUCUGAGCCUGUGGUUGUCACUGAGGAGACUGUCAAUGCUGACAUGGCGCCACCGUAUGCGAAUGUGUUGCAUGCAUAUGUCGCGUCAAAGACUUGUUCGUUCCUGAGAGCGAGAGAGUGGAUGGCAGAGCACAAGCGUAGCUUUGACGUCGUCAACAUCUGCCCGACGUAUGUGCAGGGACGUAAUGAGCUGGCCACUUCACCAACAGACUUGCUGUCGACAUCCAACGUCUUGUUCUUGAGAAUGGCAUUGGGAUUGGCGCCGAAGGAUUCGCCUGCUGAGAUUGCUUCGGUGGUGCAUGUGGAGGAUGUAGCUGCCAUUCAUGUUGCUGCUCUCAACAAGGAAAGAAUCCCUGCUGGAGAGUAUCUGUUUGGUCAGGAAGUGCAGUGGAAUGAUGUCAACAGGAUCACCGAGGAGUUGUUCCCCGAGCAGGUUGCGCAGGGAAUCUUGCCGUGUACAGGAGACAUUGCAACAAAGAGCGUGGUGUGCAGCAAGGAGAAGACGGAAAAGACUUUUGAUAUUGAGCUCAAGAGUGUGGAGGACAUGGUUGAGGAUUUGAUGGAGCAAUUCCUUGAGCUCUCGGGUGUGAAGAGAGAUGAUGACGAUGACGAGUAG
Aureobasidium namibiae CBS 147.97 is the source of this 1065-nucleotide messenger RNA. Its product is annotated as NAD(P)-binding protein. The record is from RefSeq and is a predicted model, not a curated record. The transcript has a single exon. Gene Ontology annotation, molecular function: oxidoreductase activity, acting on the CH-OH group of donors, NAD or NADP as acceptor. Lineage: Eukaryota; Fungi; Ascomycota; Dothideomycetes; Dothideales; Saccotheciaceae. Bases 1 to 1065 code for a protein of 354 amino acids.